GACGCCCGAUGAUUGGACGUUUGUUAGUUUAGUGGAGCGAAUCUAUAAUCCUCUUAUUAAUUAAAACAGUGAAUAAGUGAAUAUAAUCAAAUAAUGGCUAGAGACAUUAAAGACAGGGUGGAAUUUGAUGCUCUACUGACAGCGUCCGGUGAAUUUGGUCGAUACCAAAUAUUAAUGGCGCUGGCUAUGUUCCCUUUCUACACUUUCGUCGUGUUUGUGUAUUUUACACAGCUCUUUCUGACUGAAGUUUCGCCGAACCAUUGGUGCUGGGUUCCAGAAUUGGAAAACUUAACUGCGAUGGAACGGAGAUCGUUAGUCGCGCCUCCAGACGAUAUGACACGAUUCGGAUACUCCAAAUGUAGGACAUAUGAUGUCGAUUGGACAAACGUGCUGCACACUGCGCAGACGCCAAACAAUACGUGGCCAACUAUUCCCUGUCAGAACGGAUGGGAGUUUAACAAAAGUGAAAUACCAUAUCCAACAAUCACGAGUGAAAUGGGUUGGGUGUGUGAUAAGGACAGCUAUCCAGCUACAGCUCAAUCAGCCUUUUUCGUUGGUUCCAUAGUAGGAAGUUUUUUUAUUGGCUUUAUAGCUGACCGUUAUGGACGUUUAAAAGCUACGAUUAUCAGUAACAUGAUGGGCUGUAUAUUCGGUACUUUGAGUGUCUUAUCGACGAACUUAUAUGAUUUUAUGGCCUAUAGAUUUUUUACUGGCAUCGCCUAUGACAGUUGCAGAAAUAUGGCAUAUUUAAUUGUUUUAGAGUUUAUAGUACCAAAGCAUAGAAGUGUUAUAUCCAACGUAUCCUUUGCGAUAUUUUACAGUUUGGCACUCGUUGUGCUCCCUUGGAUUGUUCUAGCUAGUGGACAUUGGAAAAUUGCAGCGUUAGUUACUUCAGUGCCGAUUGGGUUUUCAUUGUUUACCCCGGUAUUCCUUCCCGAAAGCCCAAAGUGGUUACUCUCUAAAGGAAGAGUCGAUGAAGCUGUGAGUAAAGCUGAAAGAGUAGCGAAAAUAAAUAAAAAAACGAUCCCUAAAGACCUAAUCGAAAGGUUUAAAGCCAGUGCUGCACAAUGCGAAGAAGACAAAGACAUAAACAUAUUAGAAGUGUUGAAAAGACCAUUUUUAAGACGAGCUUUUCUUAUUAUUAUUCUUCAGUACACGUGCGUUUCAGUAACGUUUGAUGCAUUAUUCAGGAGUAUUAAACAAUUAGAUUUCGACUUCUUCAUUUCUUUCACAUUGAUAUCGUUCACUGAAUUUCCAUCAACAUUCAUAGUCGGUUUUAUUAUGGAUAUAUUCGGGAGAAAAAGUCUUAUGUUUGUGUUGCUAACGAUUUGUGCGAUAUUUAGUGUAAUGACAACGUUUUUCUCUGGUUGGCCAUCUCUCGUUUGUGCUUUUAUAAUGAGAUUUAUGUUAAAUAUGGCAUUCAAUAUAUCCAUGCAAUGGAUUCCAGAGAUUCUUCCGGCUGCUGUGAGAGCGUCUGGCACGUCUAUCGUUCACAUUUGUAGUUUUAUAGUUCUUAUUAUUUCUCCUUAUAUUGUUUAUUUAGAAGUCUAUAUAUCGUGGCUGCCAUUAGUAAUAUUAGCGUGUAUUUGUAUAGUAGGGGCCUUAACAGCUUUAUUUUUACCAGAAACAGCGAAUAGAGAAAUGCCUCAAACAUUUGAUGAUGCUGAGGAAAUGGUUAGGCAUUUAAAAAUCUGGGACUUUUCAUACUGUGUACGACAUAGAAAAGAGAAAAGUGGGAUAGAAAAUCCCGGAAUUGCAUUAAAUGAAUAAUUAGGUAAUUCAUAGCUUUAUUAUUAAGAUCUAAUUUAGAUUAUUUUAUCACAAUGUUAUACCGAUUACAAUGUUAACCAAAAA
Molecule: messenger RNA, 1854 nt
Organism: Colias croceus (clouded yellow)
Lineage: Eukaryota; Metazoa; Arthropoda; Insecta; Lepidoptera; Pieridae
Product: carcinine transporter-like
Exons: 1
Coding region: 94-1770 (558 amino acids)
Biological process (GO): transmembrane transport
Cellular component (GO): membrane
Molecular function (GO): transmembrane transporter activity
Source: RefSeq, a predicted model, not a curated record